Messenger RNA from Trifolium pratense (red clover), 1298 nucleotides. RefSeq lists its product as uncharacterized. The coding region runs from base 95 to 1033 and encodes 312 amino acids. NCBI's taxonomy places the organism in Eukaryota, Viridiplantae, Streptophyta, Magnoliopsida, Fabales, Fabaceae. Gene Ontology annotation, molecular function: RNA binding. The record is from RefSeq and is a predicted model, not a curated record. The transcript has 6 exons.
UGAGUAAGAAAAAAAGCCCAAUUACAAACCUUAUACUUAUACAUUGAAUUGAUUACUGAAUUUGGAGAAGAAUAUUUGAGAAUAAUAACUGCAGAUGAGUAAGAAGAAAGAAAUGGAGGAUUUGGAAAACAACAAUGGUGACUUUGUUUCCAAUGAAGAAAUUAGAAUUUUCAUUGAAUCUCUUACCAAACCUCAACUCGUUGAUCUUCUCUCUCAACUAGGGUCCAAAUAUCCUUCAAUUGCACAAGAAAUAGAAAGUUUUGCAAAUGUUGAUCGUGCUCGUCGAAACCUUAAUGCAUUUCAAGUGCAUGGAAAAUCGACUCAGAGUGCACCAAGAAAAUCGACUCAGAGUGCAUCGAGUGCACCAAACAAGUUUGUUCGUGGAGUAUGUAUGUUAGAUGAUGAGACCAGAAGAAUCAGAAGUGCUCCUGAUCUUUCCGAGAGAAAUCUUUUUAUUGAAAACUUAUCAGCACAAGUAACAAGGGAAAUGCUGCUCGACUAUUUUGAGAGGCAUGGUGAUAUAGAGGAAUGUUUACUUGUAUGUCAACGUCGCGCGGGUUCAAAGGUAUCAAGUUAUUCUGGCAUCGUUACAUACAAGACAGCAGAGGCAGCAAAGAAAGCGAUAGAUGACCUAGAUCAAACGACUCUUGGGGGAAGAACUAUAACUGUAAAAUAUUAUGAUACAUUAUAUGGAGGUGGUCAGCCGUCUGUUCCUGCAAGAAUAGCUCCAAUGGAAGCCUUACAUAUGUCUCCAGAAUAUGUUGAGGGUUACACAUACCCCCGACCUGGUGCACCAUAUGCCGCACCACGUUAUCCAUACCCCCAAACAGGUGCACCAUUUGCUGCGUCUCCUUAUCCAUACCCCCGAACUGAUCCACCAUAUGCCGUGUCUCCUUAUCCAUACCCCCGAACUGAUGCACCACAUGGUGCACCACCUUAUCCAUACCCGCGAACUGCUGCAAGAUUUGCUUUACCUCCUUAUCCAUACCCCCAAACCGAUGCACCAUCAUAUGCCGCGUCUCGUUAUCCAUGACCCCAAACUGAUGCAUCACAUGCUGCACCGCCUUAUCCAUACCCCUGAACUGCUGCACUGCCUUAUUCAUACCCCCGAACUGCUGCACCACCUUAUCCAUACCUCCAAACUGCUGCACCAUAUGCUGCAUCUCCUUAUCGAACUCUUCUCACUGCACCUUCUCCUCAGUAUUAUUACUAUCCCAACUCAUGAAUGUACUAUUUUGCUAAACACUGACAUUGCUACUUCUUUCUGUACUUUCAUGUUCAAUUCUUAUUAGCUCCUA